AUGGACCGCGAUCACCUGCGGACAGUACAGGUGCCAACGACGGACGACGGUCAAGCGAUGAAAGCAAGUUUACCUGACUCGUUCGACAAAAGCUGGGCGACGUCGGUAGUGCGGAACAGGGUCCUCGUCAUAUCCUGGCCGAAACUGGAAGAAAUCAGGACUGCGGUGAUGACUCGGAAAAAACUGACCCGCAGAAGAAGGCGGCAACGAUUUAUACUACCUCGCAUGCCUUCUACGGGUGAACAUGAUAUACGGCUAUGGCAAAUGAAGACGGCGUCCGCCGGCGCAGAGGGGAUCGCGCUCGCGACACCUCUGGGCCCGGAACUCGAUCGCUGGAAGUACGGCGCGGAUGAAGACACCCGUGUCCGUCACUGGUGUCGUCGCUGUCAUUGCCGCAGCGGCGGAAGCGAACACUUUGCACUCAUUUUUGCAUCAAGCUCUACUUUGGACAACCCGACGAACGACGACGAACGACGACGAAGACACACGGUUGACAGCAUCGACCCAUUUUCUCUCCAACCUUUGAACGUGUUGCCCAACCGUCAUCACCGAUCACCGAUCACCGCCUCUUCGUCACUCAACCCGCUCGUCGCCGCGGUCACGCCGUGA
This is a messenger RNA of Soboliphyme baturini, 609 nucleotides long. The record is from the annotation of a GenBank genome assembly. NCBI's taxonomy places the organism in Eukaryota, Metazoa, Nematoda, Enoplea, Dioctophymatida, Soboliphymatidae.